This is a messenger RNA of Arabidopsis lyrata subsp. lyrata, 1512 nucleotides long. RefSeq lists its product as uncharacterized. Bases 1 to 1512 code for a protein of 503 amino acids. The transcript has 4 exons. The record is from RefSeq and is a predicted model, not a curated record. Lineage: Eukaryota; Viridiplantae; Streptophyta; Magnoliopsida; Brassicales; Brassicaceae.
AUGUCUUUCCCAGCCGUCUACGUUUCAGACACCAAAGAUGAUAGUCAAGGAAUCCCUGUUCCUAUAGGGGACGAAGUCUUCACCCAAAGGGGAGACAAAUUUGGUCCGCAUUUCAGGUCUCAGUCGACCCCUACCUCCCUUGGUGCUCUUCGCCGCCUUUGUAACAUCCCUCAAGAAAUUGAAUUCUCUCUUCCUAGACCCAACGAGUCUCUGGAAAUGGUGCGAGAGGGUUACUGCUGUGCGUACGAAGUCUAUUUCAAAGGCUGCGGUUUGUUUUUUCCCGUACCAGAAGUUCUUCUUUUGUACCUCCUUCAUCUAGCGAUUGCCUUUCCCCAAAUGGCUCCCAACUUUCUUCGAUAUGUUCUGAGCACCCUGACCGUUUCGGCGGAAGCAGGGUUUUCCCUCACCACUAGCGAACUCUUAGGGCUAUUUCGAGCCCGUGAAUCCGCAGCAGCGGGUAUUUUUUCUAUGAACCCUAUUCUUGACCGUAACCUAAUCGACGGAAUGCCCUCAAAUGAUGGGCCUUGGAGGAAAUACUGGUUCUUUUUCCGAGUCAAUCCCCAUUCCGUUCAGGGUCUUUCCGGUCUUCUUCUCGCCAAUUGGUCGGCUAAACUCGGGAACCAGACGAUCCCCCGCCCUACUGUUGAUUUCCUGUCUUUCUUUCGAAUCGUUUUUGAGGGUGAGACAAAUUGGAAUUCCUUCACCCUUCAACGCAUUCAUGAAGCGUGGCUUGCCAUCAAAGAUGGUCAAACUCACCCCCUCGAUCCUCCUCCCGAAGAGAAAGACGUCUCGAGCCUGAAUGCUCGAGAUAAAAGAAAAAUGCAAGCCGAAAGCAAGGCUCUUAAGGAUCAGCUAUCCGAAAUCGGGAGAAAGAAGCGGAUAGCUGCAAUCUCCAAGGUUGGUAACUUCCACAGGAAGACCCUCUUGGUUGAUGACGGUUCAUUAGAAGCGGCUCUGUCAGCCGCGGUGGAUACUCAUGGAGACGAGAUUCUUAACGACCCUCCAGUCGCCACCGUAAUUUGCCCUUCCGAACAAGGGCGAGAGGGAGAAGUAACUUCCUCACCUUGUACAAAGAGGAAGGCUCCAGAUUCCGAUACUUUAUCAAACGAGAGACUUAAAACCCUGAGAUUAAGUUCUCCGCCACGAGUCCCUAGCCCUCUGCAUUCUGCUUUUCCCUCUUCAAAACCUUUAGAAUCUGAGCUCCCUCUUCCGGGAGACAGAGUAAUCUCAGAGGAAAUCGAUGAGCCGAGACCGGAGGCUCCCCUAUCUCAAGGACUGAGUGUUAAGACUCAAAAUCCUUUACCCGCUUCGAUUUCAGGCGGAGAAGAGAUUGGAGACAUCUUCCGAAGUUUCCAAACCAGGGAAGGGGCGUCCCUUCCUCCUUCUUCGGUUUGGAGGCCGGAAAUCCGUCAGAUGUUCGCCAAUCGAGCCUACUACCUAUCACAGGCGUUUAUGGAGACUAAUGGAAUGAUCUUCCAUUAUGAGAACCUUCUUCAUCAAGCGAAGAGAUAG